Molecule: messenger RNA, 2723 nt
Organism: Aspergillus fijiensis CBS 313.89
Lineage: Eukaryota; Fungi; Ascomycota; Eurotiomycetes; Eurotiales; Aspergillaceae
Exons: 4
Coding region: 329-2323 (664 amino acids)
Source: RefSeq, a predicted model, not a curated record
CCAAGUAAACUCAUUCAUGAGCAUCUUUCAUCGCAGCUUUCAUCGCAUCUCUCACCGCAUGAUCCAGCUGAUCAUCAACUCAGUCUAACUGGUUUCAGCCUUGACUAAUCGAAUUUACGAAUGACUGCUGCAUUGCAUCAUUCAUUCCCUUGGCUCUGCUUUGGGCCUCAGGCUUGUUUUUGCUGUCUCUCUUGCUUUCGCUCUCGCUCUCGCUCUCUGACUUAUCGCUCCAUCAUCCCCACUCCAUCAUCAUCAUCAUUAUCAGUCAAGUCUCGACUUGAGCCGGAGAGUUAAGUAAGUAGCUCGACUGGUAUCAUUGUUGAUCAUCAUGGCUUUUCAUCAUCGUCACUAUCGUCGUCAUCACGACAGCAGUAGUAGCAGUACUCUGGGUCUGGUUACUCGGUCUGGUUACUCUUUUUCUUCCUCCAUCCUUCUCUGCUUAAUAUUAUUACUCUCCUCCUCGUCGCUGCUCUGUGCCUCCUCCCCUCUCAGGACUCAUGAUCUUUCAUCCCCUGUCAACCCUCUCGAUGCGUUCGCAUUGAUCGCUGAGCCCGAUCCAUCCUCGACCACGUCUGCUACUUUCCCGAACGGGCAAUUGGUCACGCACCCUUUGUCGUCCACAGCCCACCACAAGGUCAGGUCGGUAGCCUUAUCGACCCAAUCGCCUUCGCAACUCGCCGAUUCAGACGUUUCUGCGAGUGUCGGUCAACAGAUGGUGCGCACAACGACCGCAGCGAUUUUCACUCUAUCCUCAUUGAUUGCCUAUGUCGUGAUCAACAGUGUCGCUCGCGCUGUUAAUCCGUCGGCCUUCAUUUGGUACGAGGAGGAUCAGGACGAACGUCGCUGGAUUUCGUCAUCUCCAUCCUGGCUAGACCGGAAGGCUUGCCGCUGGUUCGGCCUAUGUGGGACCGCCCACUUUCGCUUGGUGCGCCCCCGCUUCGGCCACCGCAAGGCCGUCGCGGCGGCUGGCCAAGGGUCCAACGAAGACUUCUCCGCCUGGCGUGCCGCCCAAUUCAAUGACUCCGCCCAUCCCGAGGCCGCUUGGGAUGAGGCGGAACGCUCCCGCCGCGAAAUCCCAGACUAUGUCUUCCAGUAUGCGCCGCUGGUCCAUUUGUUCUCCGAUGAGCAAUUCUGGCCUUGCGACAUCGCCGAACACCUGUAUCAUAUUACACCUAUGCUCAAUUACACCCCCGUCCAAUCGUAUUGGGAUCAUCCCACUUUAAAUGACCUGGAUCGAUUGAACCAGUGGCAGGAUGGGCACAAUGUGUUUCUCACCAGCAACGAUAAUGUCGAGCAUCGACCUUCGUGGAUGGAAGGCGACCAGAAUAUCCCUGACGAUCCUGAUAGUGACCUGGAAAAGUCUUGGCCUGACUGGGAUGCGCGGGUUGAUGGGCCCAUCCCGAAUGACACACCUGGUGACCGAGCGCAGUGGUACGAUUCAGCCCAUGCCCUCCGCGAAGGAGAUGACUUGGAUGGCGGCGACAACGAUGCUGAGUGGUCGCCUGAGAAACUCGGCUAUUUGCGCCCAGAGGAUCUACAACAAGAUGAAGGUUUGCGGGACGAGUUGCGCAAGCGUUUUGGUGGGGAGCCCAUCCAUGUUGAGACUACGGGCGGGCGCAGCAAUGCGCCAGCCAUCCUAUUGGUGAUGGACAAAGGCAACGGCAUUGUGGAUGCCUUCUGGUUCUUCUUCUACAGCUUCAACCUUGGCAACGUGGUGUUGAACGUACGAUUCGGCAACCAUGUUGGGGACUGGGAACACUGUCUUGUGCGCUUUCAUAAUGGCCGGCCCAAGGCCCUCUUUUUCAGUGCCCACUCAGCGGGAGAAGCAUACAGCUACGAAGCCGUCGAGAAGAUUGGCCAACGGCCGGUCAUAUAUUCCGCCCUUGGCACCCAUGCUAUGUAUGCUACUCCUGGCGUGCACGCCUACAUCUUGCCUUGGGGCUUGCUGCACGACCAGACCAAUCGCGGUCCAUUGUGGGACCCGCUCUUGAACGUGCACACAUACACGUAUGACUUCCCCAGCGACAUGCUCCGGGCCUCGACUGUGAGCCCCUCGGCGCCUAUUGAGUGGUUCUACUUCAAUGGGCACUGGGGCGACAAGUUCUACCCGUUGGGCGAUGAGCGCCAGUACCGAUUUGCGGGUCAGUAUCAUUACGUGAACGGGCCUCUAGGCCCGCGCUUCAAGCACCUGAAUCGGCGCAAGGUCUGUCAGCAAUCUGACGACAGUCCUUGCGUGAUUAAAAAUUACAUUGGUGAACAGGCUCGCCCUCGCCGCUGGGCAAGUGCGGGUGUCGAAAACCCGGCUGAGCAUCCGCGUAAUUAGAGGCUGGUGUCGGAUGUCUAUUUCUACUGUUCGUUCUCAUGAUUAUUUCUGCUACUACCAUAUUGGUGGGAUUAUAUACCCCUGCAUGUUAUUUAUCUGCAUGAUUGCAUUGAUGACUGGCGUUCUGUUCGAGUCUGGGCUGGAAACCAACGAACCACGAGGCGAUGAUAGACACGAAAAUCACGGAGUACGUACCACUAACCAUUUGACUACAUGAUAUACAUCGUUGUGUUUGUCCUGGCCGGGGAUCAUAGGUGGUGGAGUCCCGGCCUGGUCGUUGUCAUUAUCUUUGAUGUGUAUUUCGGUCAUUUAGUACAUAUUGCUGUGGCUGGAUGGUUGUGGUGCUGAAUAGAGUUAUUCUACAAAUUUAUCUCUCAAUCAAGAGCAUCAUGCUAAAAAG